Drosophila miranda is the source of this 1063-nucleotide messenger RNA. RefSeq lists its product as uncharacterized. NCBI's taxonomy places the organism in Eukaryota, Metazoa, Arthropoda, Insecta, Diptera, Drosophilidae. The transcript has a single exon. The record is from RefSeq and is a predicted model, not a curated record. Bases 143 to 904 code for a protein of 253 amino acids.
UCAAAGUAGGACCUUACAUUGUUACCCUUGGAUGACUGGCGGAACAGUAUUUAAAACUGGGAACUAGGAAAACAAAGAAGUAACAGAGAAAAGAAUUCGAAAUUCAACGUUAGCAAUAAAUCAACUGGAGUUCUACGUAGCAAUGAGCGAUACCGAGGAUUCAGCAUCUAUGAGUGAUCUCCUGAAGGCGGCCAGCGAGCUGUCCGAUAGCUUUGGCCAACUGAUCUUCCAGAUCGAUGGGCUAUUGCUGGAUGCCCACGUAGUCGACUCGGAAAUUUCAAGAUCUUGUAACUACCGCCACGAGCAGCUCAUCAAGCAUCUGGCGGAUAAGGACGAGGAGGCGGUAGAGCUGCGCGAGAACCUGGAACUGAAGGCCACAGUGGAGGAGUACAUUGCCGGCGUUCAGACGAUCGUGGCCAAGUACAAGGAGCACUGUCAGGGCGACAUUCUCUUGGACAGCUACAACCUCCGUGAGAAAUACAUGGCGAGUCUCCAGGAGAUUGUCAAUGGGCAGGACGAGCGCAUCGAUCGCAUGUUUGAUGUGAUGAAAGACAUCGGCCAUAUGGAGGAUCAGGAGACCGAGCAAAACCAGGAGCUUAUUCGCCGCCUCUUUGGAGAGAACGAGAUGAUGCGCUGCCAGCUGCAGAUCAACAAUGACGGCGGAUUCCCCAAGGGACCCCACGAGACCAACGAGAUCGCCACGCAGUUUGAUCUGAACGACUGGACUCCGGAUGCGUCUAGUAUGAUUAGCUUCAUGUCGUGUCUGUCCCAGGACGUCGACGACAGCGAUUCUCUAUCAGGCUGCUCGGUGGUCAGCCAGGUCGAAGUCAAUCGCUUCAUAGAAGAGGCUCUGAGCAAGGAUAACGAUUCCGAUGAGUCGUUUUCAAGCAGCGAGUAUGAGUAAACCAUCUCCGCUGAUCCUACACGAAAACCCUACCAGAUGUUUCUCUCUUCGUAGCCACACCCACACCCACACCCACACCCAUGCGAUGAAUAAAAUGAAGAUCUAAGGUUGGGUUCCCUUACAGUAUCAGUAAUGGGAGGGAACCCUUAGCCAAAUCAA